AUGUCUGCGAAUGAACCCCAAACCAUGCCGGGCUGGUAUUGGCCAGACGAUUUACCGAAGGCAGAGGAUGAGGCGUCCUCAGGGACUCAAUCCAGCACUCCACAAAGCAACAGUCAGCCCCAAAACCAGCGGCCACGGCGGAGGUUCUGGCCCCCAAGGCAGUGCCGUAUUUGUCUUGAAACGGUGCAGCCAACGUUCCAUACGGCACCCGAACAUCUACCUGGUAUUUUUCAACCCGGGCCAUCCGUCACGUACGAGUCAGAAGAAGGGCGUCUCCUCCGACCUUGCAAAUGCAAAGGCUCGUCCAAAUACGUCCAUGAGGGGUGUCUCCAAGCCUGGCGGCACUCUGAUCCUUCCUACGGACGCCGCAAUUACUGGCAGUGCCCAACCUGUGGAUUUAGCUACCGUCUAGCACGACUAGGAUGGGGCCGUAGCCUUGCUAGCAAAACCGCCCAGAUCUCUUUGACGAUUGCCAUCCUCGUUCUAGCCGUCUUCUUUUUAGGAUUUGUUGCAGACCCAAUCAUCAAUCUUUACCUUGACCCGUACAGUUAUUUCUCUCUCUUUUCCAGCAGCCAGCCUGAGUCUUACUAUGAACCUGAGGAGAAGUCGUCCUGGGUUGAGCAUUUCCUCAAAGGCUUCACUUCGAUGGGUGUCCUUGGAUUUCUGAAAGUCUUGCUCUCAAACCCUUUCUCGUACUUUCGUUUUGGAGGGGGUGGCACUAGAGGCAGGACCACAGGGCGAGACAGGUACGAGCAAGUCAGUUGGAUCGUUAUCCUCGUUGGAGUGUCUACGUUCCUCUUUGCGAUCUAUAAGGGCGUCCGAGCAUGGAGCCGUCGGACUCUAGAAAAGGCCGGAGAGCAAGUGAUGGAUGUCCAGCCUGACGACGACGACGACGACGACGAU
Messenger RNA from Mytilinidion resinicola, 903 nucleotides. RefSeq lists its product as uncharacterized. Lineage: Eukaryota; Fungi; Ascomycota; Dothideomycetes; Mytilinidiales; Mytilinidiaceae. Gene Ontology annotation, molecular function: zinc ion binding. The annotation marks the transcript as partial. The record is from RefSeq and is a predicted model, not a curated record. The transcript has 3 exons.